CCUCAUUUCUAAAAUCCAUCAUUUAUAGGAUGUGUUUUACAACACGAGUGUAGUAUAAGUACUUCAAUGGUUAUUUAACAAGCAACCAAUAAACGAAAAAAAAAACCCGUCCCGUUCAAUUUUGGUCCUCCGUUGUCCUGAGCAGUGUGCACCACCGUCCGCCAUUUCCUUCCCCUUUCGCUCCGCCAUGACCCACGGAGCCGAUCCAGCUCCAACCCACAAAAAAAUCCUACUUACUUCGCUUGCCGCCAUGGUCGCCGAGGCGGGCACGUUCCCAAUCGAUUUAACGAAGACACGGCUCCAGCUCCACGGCCAGUCUCUCUCCGCUCCCUCCUCCACCAAUGCCUUCCGUAUCGCCUCCGAUAUCCUUCGCCGACAGGGAAUUCCAGGGCUCUACCAGGGCCUCUUCCCUGCCAUUAUCAGACACUCCUUCUACACUCCCAUUCGAAUUGUGAGUUACGAAAAUAUGAGGAAUCUCAUGGUCGAUGAUGAGAAUGGCAUCUCCACCAUGUCCCUUCCUAUUAAAGCUCUCAUCGGUGGAGCUUCUGGUGCUUUUGCUCAGAUAGUGGCAAGCCCUGCUGAUCUAGUGAAGGUCAGGAUGCAAGCAGACGGCCGAAUGGCGAGCCAGGGUUUGAAACCAAUAUACUCUGGCUUCAUCGACGCCUUGAGCAAGAUAGUAGCAUCGGAGGGCUAUAGUGGUCUCUGGAAGGGCGUAAUCCCAAACAUUCAAAGGGCUUUUCUAGUAAACAUGGGGGAGUUAGCCUGCUACGACCACGCAAAGCGUUUGGUUAUCCGGAAUGGGAUCGCAGAUGACAACAUCUACGCCCACACAAUGGCGUCAACAAUGUCAGGGCUCUGCGCUACUUCCCUGAGCUGUCCAGCUGACGUGGUGAAAACGAGGAUGAUGAUGAAUGAGGCCGAUGGGAAGAGUGUUUACAGAAGCUCGUACCAUUGUCUGGUGAAAACCAUUAGAAUUGAAGGGUUGAAGGCUUUGUGGAAAGGCUUCUUUCCUACGUGGGCUAGACUUGGCCCCUGGCAAUUUCUGUUCUGGGUUUCCUAUGAGAAGUUCCGACGAGCUGCGGGCAUGUCUUCCUUCUGAUUGUUUGACACGGUCGAAUUAGUGGCGAUGCAGGCCAUCAGACGAUAUUAUGUCAUGCUUAAAGGGCUAUCAACAUAGUAACCAGUUAUGUGGUUAUCGGCAUAGUUACCAAGUUGGGCGAAACGGGAUGUGAAAAAGGUGAGGAUGUUUUGUUUUGCUUUGUUUUGUUUAGCUGGUUUCAAAACUUACCAGUAUCAAUACCGGCGGCUAUGCCGCAGGAGAUUUAGCCUCGUUGUCCAAAGCAAAUUACCCCCUUUGUGUGUUGUUGAAUAAAAGAGUAUUAACAGCCUGAAUGUGGAUGAUGAUGUUGAUCUGUGACUCAUGAGUCAUGGGAGCGUGAGAGUGUGAUCGUGUUUGUGAGUCUUUUGCUCUUGUUGUGCUCUCCUAGGCCACUGCUGCAUAUAAGUGCAGGCCUUUGGCAGCUUCAUGAGUUAGUAGCAGGUAUUCACAGGUUAUUAUUGUAUCUUAAAUCUUUGAGCAGCUCUAUGAAGUAAAGACCUGAUGAAGCUAGAGAGAGGAUUGAACAAAGUCUUCAAUUAAUCUGGCAAGUUGGCUGAUUAACGCAAGACUUCAUUUGGAAAGUGGUUGUGGGUAGUAGUAUCAGAAUAGUGGGACUAAUCGAACAGGCUGUGAGCUGGGAACCUGUCAUUGCUAAUGCAAGAUAACACCCGCUGUAUUUGUUUUCAUGUAAAACCUGUCUUUGUUUGUUGAUUAGGGGUGACUGUAAGCUAUUCUUGAAGCUUUUAGUAUUGGU
This is a messenger RNA of Linum tenue, 1853 nucleotides long. Lineage: Eukaryota; Viridiplantae; Streptophyta; Magnoliopsida; Malpighiales; Linaceae. The record is from the annotation of a GenBank genome assembly.